Boeremia exigua is the source of this 1801-nucleotide messenger RNA. RefSeq lists its product as uncharacterized. Bases 104 to 1606 code for a protein of 500 amino acids. NCBI's taxonomy places the organism in Eukaryota, Fungi, Ascomycota, Dothideomycetes, Pleosporales, Didymellaceae. The transcript is spliced from 2 exons. Gene Ontology annotation, biological process: maintenance of rDNA; regulation of exit from mitosis. The record is from RefSeq and is a predicted model, not a curated record.
AUCGCCGUCGCCUUAAAAUGGAGGGCUCUUGAGCCGCGCGUCCCAACUCACCACACACUACCACCCAUAAACCCGUGAACGGUCACCACUUCGCAUCCCCACCAUGCCGAGACUCGUCCGCAAGGCGCCGCUGAGCGAGCGCAUCAAGACGUACCUCGACCCCUCCGACUGGGCGCUCUGGAUAUCCGAGGAGCUGAGCAGCAGUGAUUGGGAGGAGUUCGCUGCAUCGUACGCCCUCUGGCUCGGCUUUGGCGCCCACGCUGCUUUCAUCGUGGCCCAAGCAAACAGCGGUGCAUCCAACAACUUCGACAACGACGGAGUCUUCAGGGACUCUUCGGGACCUGGAUGGCUCAGCUGGCUGGCGAAUUUGCUGGUACUGAUGCUGUCCGCUGCAAGCUUUACGAACGCAUGGCUAGUGUACAGUAAGAAGAGGCAUUACAGGCUAUUCGAGCAACCAAUCGAGAACACACCCACGACGCCUUCUGCAAAACGCGUCAGGGUCGAUUCCUCGCCGUCUGGAGCGUCACCAUUCGGCUACUUUCGUGACCUCGCCCAGCGCAACUCGGCGGCCGCGCGCGCUCACCCGGAUGCGACACGAGACGUGUGGGAGGUUUCUGUUUGGGACCCCAACCCGCUGUGUCUGGAGCUGUUCUGCCUCUUCAGCCCGUUGCAUGUCGCCCUCUACUACCUUAACUUACCUGUUGCGCCGCUUGAUCCGCGCCCGAGUGUCCGUGUUGUAGCGACUGUGUUCAUUGGUCUGAUCCUGUCCGCCCAGCUCUGGCUCUUACGGUCUUCGUUCACGCAGCAGAUCAAAGACAACAACAUCAUUAGUCGCCAAGUCUUGCACGAGUACGACAGCAAGUACGUUCAUCCGUCGAUGCAUAAGCAAUCUCGCGACGUGGCCAUUCAGACUAUAUCGAAGAAGCGUAAUCGCGACUCGAGCGUAGGCGUCAAGGGCAGCCCUCACGAUCUGGCAAGCGAGGUUCUCACCUACACGCCGCGGACGAUCAUCAAUAAGAAAGUCUUCAAGACCAACCCAAACCCGAACUAUAGAAGCCAGUACGACCCUGAUAAUCUCUCACGGGGUCAGACUCCUUCGCGAAGUGCUAAACGCCCUAUUUUCUCUUCCGCACAUUCCUCGUACACCUCGACUGCCUCUGAUGCCAGAGACGAUGACGCAGAUCUAUCGUCCCCUAUUCGGCCCUCACAGACACCCAACCCAUUCCGCCGCGCCCCUUCGAUUGGUCGCACAGGCGGCGACGGCGGUAGUCUCGGGGUUUUCACGCAUGCCAACUCUCCGCUGCGCAAGUCUGCAAGUGCGAAUUAUCUUCGCGACACAGACGAGAACAACAGACCGCGCGAGCAGCCAAAGCUUAGCUUGAGUGAUCGAUUUGGCAUUGCAAGCAGAUCUUCAACACCGAGGCUGGAAAAGAGCAGCAACCCUACAGGGACUAAAAGAGUAAGUAGUAUUGGUACAAGCUCAGGGAGCCAGACACCGAAUAGGAAGGACGGGAGUCCAUUGAAGAGAGUUCUGCCUAAUGGCGAGGCCAGAGGCAGCGGGUAUGGUAAUCUUGGUGUUGGAAGGAGAGAGAGCGGAAGAUUUUAAUCUUGAAUGUCGCGUGCGCACGAUAUGCUUACUGAUAUGUACAAUAAGGACAGCGGUAAAACAUUCUCAUACGAACUAUAUGACAAAUAAUCAACCUAGCACCUCUGGCCCAGACUCACCAUUGGCUCACCAUUUGCAAUUCCUCUCCUCCAUGACACAAUGUACAACGUGGGCAAAGCGGCCCUUGUCCGACUU